Molecule: messenger RNA, 2901 nt
Organism: Hansenula ciferrii
Lineage: Eukaryota; Fungi; Ascomycota; Saccharomycetes; Phaffomycetales; Wickerhamomycetaceae
Product: methionyl-tRNA synthetase
Exons: 3
Coding region: 1-2901 (966 amino acids)
Biological process (GO): protein phosphorylation; methionyl-tRNA aminoacylation
Cellular component (GO): aminoacyl-tRNA synthetase multienzyme complex; cytosol
Molecular function (GO): protein serine/threonine kinase activity; ATP binding; methionine-tRNA ligase activity
Source: RefSeq, a predicted model, not a curated record
AUGCUCAGUGCUCAUGUGGCACAAAACGUCGCGAAAUUUUCAAGUCCGGUUUACGGUAAGGACGGAUUCGAAUUAUCAGAGCCAAAUGCCAUUGUUAAAUAUUUAGCUAAUGACUUUACUCAAACAUCAGAAAUUGAUUAUGAAGAAGAGAUAUUACACGUAUUACUCAACUCUGGUAAAUCAGACGAAUCAAUCUUGACCAAAUCACCAGCUACUAAAUUAGAAAAAUUGACAGCAUCAUCAAUCAUUUUAUUUGCAUCAACUUUUGCUUUGAAUAAAUCUGCAUUCCCAGAAUUUCAAAAAAAUGAACAUGUCCUUAAAGGUUUGGAACAAGCCAUUGCAGUCACUAACUUAGAGCGUCCAAAAGCUGAACACACUGGUACCGCUGCAUACAAACAAGGAUUUGAAGUUAAGGAACAAGGUAAGAACAUCCUACCAAAAGAAGGUGAAAGAAAUAUUUUGAUCACUUCAGCUUUACCAUAUGUUAACAACGUUCCACAUUUAGGUAACAUUAUUGGUUCAGUUUUAAGUGCUGAUUUCUAUUCUCGUUACGCCAAAUCAAGAAACUACAAUGCUCUUUAUAUCUGUGGUACUGAUGAAUAUGGUACUGCUACUGAAACCAAAGCUUUAGAAGAAGGUGUUACUCCAAGAGAAUUAUGUAACAAAUAUCACAAAAUUCAUUCAGAUGUUUAUAAAUGGUUCCAAAUCGAAUUUGAUCACUUUGGUCGUACAACCACUCAACAACAAACUGAUAUUGCACAAGAUAUCUUUUUGAAGUUAAAUGAAAAUGGAUAUUUAGAAGAACAAUCAAUGAGACAAUUAUAUUGUCCAGUACACAAAGGGUUCUUGGCUGAUCGUUUCGUUGAAGGUGAAUGUCCAAAAUGUGGUUAUGAAGAUGCUAGAGGUGAUCAAUGUGAUAAAUGUGGUGCCUUAUUAGAUCCAUUCGAAUUAGUUAAACCACGUUGUAAAUUAGAUAAUGCUUCACCAGAAGAAAGAACAUCAAACCAUGUCUUCUUAUCAUUGGACAAAUUAGAACCAGAAACCCGUGCUUGGUUUGAAGGGGCUGCUAAGAAGGGUGAUUGGUCAAAGAACGGUGUUGCUAUUACUCAAAACUGGUUGAAUGAAGGUUUAAACGCCAGAUGUAUUACUAGAGAUUUGAAAUGGGGUACACCAGUUCCGUUAGAAAAAUUUGCUGAUAAAGUGCUUUAUGUUUGGUUUGAUGCUUGUAUUGGUUAUGUUUCCAUUACUGCUAACUAUACCGAAGAUUGGGCUAAAUGGUGGAAAGAACCAGAGAAUGUUGAGCUAUAUCAAUUUAUGGGUAAAGAUAAUGUUCCGUUCCACACUGUUAUUUUCCCAUCUUCUCAAAUCGGUACUAGAGAAAAAUGGACUCAACUGCAUCAUUUAAGUACAUCUGAAUAUUUACAAUAUGAAGGUGGUAAAUUUUCCAAAUCAAGAGGUAUUGGUGUUUUCGGUAACAAUGCACAAGACUCAGGUAUUUCACCAUCAGUAUGGAGAUACUAUUUGGCUUCUGUCAGACCUGAAACUUCAGAUUCACAAUUCUCUUGGGAUGAUUUCGCUUCAAGAAACAACAAUGAAUUAUUGGCCAACUUGGGUAACUUUGUUAACAGAAUUGUUAAAUUUGUUAAUGCUAAAUACAACGGUGUCAUUCCAAAGUAUGAUCCAAAGAACAUUCCAGGCUAUGAUGCUUUAGUCAAGGAUUUGAAUUCUUUAUUAAAAUCAUAUAAUACUGAAAUGGAAGCUGUUCAUGAACGUCGUGGUUUAGAAUUAGCUAUGGCUAUUUCUGCUAGAGGUAACCAAUUUUUACAAGACAACAAGUUGGAUAAUUCCUUGUACAAUGAUUUACCAGACAAAUCUGACGCAGUUGUUGGUGUUGGUUUGAACAUUGUUUAUUUAGUUGCUUCCGUUAUUGCUCCAUUUAUGCCAGAAACUACCAAGCAAAUUGAUGAAAUGUUGAAUGUUCCACAAUUAGCCAUCCCAGAUGAAUUCACUUUGAUUCUUGAAGGUACUCAUAAUAUCAACAAGGCUCAAUACUUAUUCAAACGUAUUGAAGGUAAAGAUAUUGAAGCUUUAAGAGCUAAAUAUGGUGAAAUCAUAAGCCAAGCUAAAAGCUAUUUGAAGAAUGUUCCUGUAACCGUGAUUUCACAAGGUGCAGAAGCUGUUGUUUUCACAACAAGUCAACAUCCAUAUUUACCUAAAGAAAUUGCACCAAAAGGUAUCAAACAUAAAGAUCAAUAUAUUAUUAAAUUUAGACCUCCAAAGAAAUAUAGACAUCCAAUACUAGAUGCACAACUCACCAAGAGAAGAACUCUAGCAGAAGCAAGAAUAUUACAAAGAUUAACGAUUAUUCCAGAGGUACAUACACCAAGCUUAUUAGCUGUUGAUCCAAGAAGUGGGAUUUUAUGGAUGGAAUGUAUUGGUGAACUAUUACCUGAUGGGAAACUAAGCUCGCUUAAGAACUGGCUAUGGCAAUACAAUGGAGAUGAGGAGAAGGCAACAAGGGAUGAAGCUAAAACAAUCUUAGAAGGUGUCGGUAAAGAGAUUGGAUAUCUACAUUUGAAUGAUCUUAUUCAUGGUGAUUUAACAAGUUCAAAUAUCGUCUUACAAAAAGGUAUUGAAAGCGGUGAUUGGGAAGCCUUUUUAAUUGAUUUUGGGCUUGGAUCAGUAUCAACCCUUGUUGAGGAUAAAGCUGUUGAUUUAUAUGUUCUAGAGAGAGCAAUUUUAAGUACACAUCCAUUAUAUUCAGAUCACUAUAACAAAUGGCUUCUUGAUGGUUACUCAAGCGUUUAUACAGGAAAACAAAAUGCAAAGAAAUUGAAGGAAGUUUUAAAUAGAUACGAAGAUGUUAGAAUGAGGGGUAGAAAGAGAAGUAUGUUAGGUUAG